Molecule: messenger RNA, 896 nt
Organism: Galdieria sulphuraria
Lineage: Eukaryota; Rhodophyta; Bangiophyceae; Galdieriales; Galdieriaceae
Product: TraB family protein
Exons: 4
Coding region: 296-838 (180 amino acids)
Source: RefSeq, a predicted model, not a curated record
CUCUCGAACCAAGUACACCACCAGUCAACGAGUUUGUACUUUGUGUUUUUACAGACAUAAAAGUGAGAGUGUUGAACCAAGUGUGACUCUUCCAAAUCCUAUCAUACUCCGGAACAACGACAAAACCAUACACUUGUUAGGCACAGCUCAUAUUUCAGAAACAAGUGCUUGCGAAGUACGCAAACUGAUAAGAAGAGUACAACCACAGCAGGUAGUUGUAGAACUGGAUGCUGACAGAGCUAGGAGGCUGAGAGAGUCUCCCUCAGAAGAAAGCAAUCUUCGCGACUUUUUCCAAAUGUUUCUGCAAAAGGAAGUGCCAGUUUCUGCCAGACUUUUCGAAAUUUCCAUUCGCACGACGUAUUCUUUGUUGCGAAAAGCAGGUUUCGUUCCAGGACUCGAGUUUCUAGCUGCAGUUGAUGAAGCUCAAAGAAUUCGAGCUCAAGUAGUAUAUGGAGAUAGACACUUCAAAGAUACCAUAAAAAGAGUCGGAAGGGAGUUGGAAGGAAAACGACUCUCCUUAUUAAGACAACUUUUCCACCUUGAAGCUCCAGAAGUAGAGCAUAUUUUUAAGGAUACUGGUGGUUUGCAAGGUUCAGUUGAGAAACUUUUGGACAGAAGGAAUGUACAGUUAUUAGUGCAGUUCAUGAGAAAGGCAGUCCCACCACUAGCUCAGGUAUUAUUAGAUGAAAGGGACUUGUAUCUUUCAAGGGCACUCAAGUCACAACCUGGUCCUCAAGUAGUUGGCGUAGUUGGUAUGGCUCAUCUAGAAGGCAUUGAGAGGAACUGGCACCUGGACUUGGAAGCUAUCCAGAAAGCGAUCGAUGAAAUAGAAAAGUAAUCCAUAUUUGUUGUUAUCGACUGUACAAUAUCCAUAACACUAGGAGAGCUACAAUUGA